Siniperca chuatsi (mandarin fish) is the source of this 2658-nucleotide messenger RNA. RefSeq names its product L-threonine 3-dehydrogenase, mitochondrial-like. Gene Ontology annotation, biological process: L-threonine catabolic process. The coding region runs from base 317 to 1438 and encodes 373 amino acids. Gene Ontology annotation, molecular function: L-threonine 3-dehydrogenase activity. The record is from RefSeq and is a predicted model, not a curated record. Lineage: Eukaryota; Metazoa; Chordata; Actinopteri; Centrarchiformes; Sinipercidae. The transcript has 10 exons.
CAUUAUUCCAUUUAGUGUACAUGCUCCGUUUUGUGGUUAGGCAGCAACCGUAGCAAAGGGGGUUGGGUUGAUCACCCGUUCUUUCAGUUAAAGGAUAAAGGCAUACCGUGCACGGGUCAUAUUUAUAAAUACGGAUUUUAUUUUGAAAGUUAUAACAGGAAGUUUGUAUUUUAUUUGGGCAGGCUCGGCCGUCAAGCCUCUCGAGCUGGAAGCCAAUCACAGUGCAACGAACGAACAGUUUCGUCUCAGUCAUUGGCUGGGUGAAGGACGUCGAAGUCGUCUUUUGUGUUUUUUCCAGUUCAUAUCAAAGAGGUGUAUGAUGCUGGUGUUGCAGUUGCUGAGGGGUGCAGUGAAGCAUGCUGGGAGCAGGCCCCAGUGCAGUGUUGAGCAAUUGAUCUCAGCAGUACGUGGUAUCAGCUCAUCCUCACAACAGUUAUGUGCUUUUGGGAGAACUCAUCCCUCAUCCUGCAUUGAUACUGACCACCCCAAAGUCCUCAUCACUGGAGGGCUUGGACAGCUAGGGGUGGGGCUUGCCAAGUUGCUGAGACGAUUUGGAAAAAACAACGUUAUCCUGUCUGACAUUAAGAAACCCCCCUACGAUGUCUACCAUAAUGGUCCAUUCAUCUUCUCAGACAUCCUGGACUAUAAGAACCUCAGGGAGAUUGUGGUCAACAACAACAUCAGCUGGCUGGUUCACUACUCAGCUGUACUGUCCGCUAUAGGAGAGAACAACGUCGCACUGGCCAAAGAAGUCAACAUCACGGGUCUCCAUAACAUACUAGACAUAGCAACCGAACAUGGUCUGCGUGUGUUUGUCCCCAGCACCAUCGGUGCCUUCGGUCCAUCCUCACCCAGGGACCCCACCCCUGAGCUGUGUGUGCAGAGACCGCGGACCAUCUACGGUGUCUCCAAGGUCCACGCAGAGCUGAUGGGUGAGUACUACCACCACAGGUAUGGGCUGGAUUUCCGUUGUCUCAGGUAUCCAGGCAUCAUCUCAGCUGACUCCCAGCCUGGAGGGGGAACCACAGACUAUGCUGUCCAGAUCUUCCAUGCAGCUGUGAAGACCGGCCAUUUUGAGUGCAACCUGCGCUGUGACACACGGCUUCCUAUGAUGUACAUUGAUGACUGUCUCAGGGCUACUCUAGAGUUCCUGGAGGCUCAGGCAGACACACUGCUCAGCCGCACCUACAAUAUCAACGCUAUGAGCUUUACACCACAUGACCUCACCCAGGAGAUACAGAAAGUGCUGCCUGACCUCAAGGUCACCUAUAAUGUGGAUCCAGUGCGGCAGGCUAUAGCGGACGGCUGGCCAAUGGCAUUAGAGGACAGCGCAGCGAGGCGGGACUGGGGCUGGAAGCACGAGUAUGAACUCCCAGAGUUGGUGCAGUCCAUGCUGACUCACAUCACUAUGGGCAACCAGCUGGCACAAGCCUACUGAGCCGUUUGUAGCCUUUUUGUAGCAACUCCAUACAAAGUUUUAUUUGAAAUGAUGUGACAUUGAGGCUUUAAGAGCAUUUUUAACCUUCACUAUAACACUUUCAAGUUUCAGUUAUGUCUUAACAAAAUCACCAAGUCUUACCUAAAAUCUUAAACUAAUAAAUAAAAAAAAACGUCAGACAGGGAUUAGGAUUGAGAUCAGUCAAAUAAAUACUACCAAUUUGACAAUGAAUCAAAUAUAUAAACCUCAAUAUUAGAGGCAUCAAAACAUUCCAGACCACUCAAUAUGGUAUUUUGAUUAGAUUUGUGAUUUUGCACCCAUCUCCAUUUCUCACCAUGCUCCACUCCCUCCUCAUUUGUCCAUCUCCUCCCUCUUUUUUCUCUUUGUUGUUGUCCAUCCAUCCAGCUUUUGCAUGAAACCAAUGUUGUGCUUAAUGUGCUGCAAGCUCAUGCUGGAUACUGUCACUAAGUUACUGAACUUUUAAGAGAGUUAAGUUCUCUAUCUGAAUGUACUGUAUGUAUGUAUGUAUGUAUGUAUUUAUGUCAUGUUGUAUCUGUAAGUACACAGAUGACUUUGCCAGCCUACUGUAUAUGCAUCUGUCAUCUGCUUGCCUUAGGGGCACUUCUGCCAUCCUGAAAACCAGUUGGCUGUGAGUAAGAGCUGCACUCCAACUGGUCACCGAUAUGUACUGUAACCAUAAACACUGAAAGGCUUUACCUCGGGUGCUGUUACUAUAGAAACUGGUAACCCUAGCUAGUGGCACUGUAGGGAUAGUUAACAGGUACUUUAACUGCCUGAUAGUUUCCUUAUGUGAUAGUUUCAAAAAAGGGAAACCUAGCAGGCCUUAAAAUAAGUGUUUGAGUUAAAGAAGAAUCACUUCUAAAAGGUACUUGACCUUUGAACUAGGUGCUUUUAGUAUUUUUGUUAUUUCAUUUCUAUUUGAAUUCUUUUUAUUGUUGCUUUCUGUUUAGAAGCUGCAGUCUUGGUGCUAAAUAUUUAUGAAUGUUGAAUAAGUUAAUGCAGGAAAAUGGAGCUCUUCAGUUUUGGAGCUGUACUUUAAAGACUUUGCUUUGUGAAAGAGAUGUGUAGAAUGAAGGUAAUGGGUAUUAGAGCUCAAAUAGUUUUUUUUAAUAUUUAUGUUAUUUAUGAUGCUAUUCUUUGCAGCUUUUCCUGUUAAAUCAAAAGGAUGACUUUAAAAAAUAUAUACUUGUAUGAAACCA